AUGAGUGAUGAAACCGAAAUCAAAGUGAAUAUCUACUUCGGUGGAAGUUUGAAGAAAAUGGAUGAAGAUUAUGAGUACAUAGGCCAAUUUGGUUUCCAAACGAAGAUAUGGAAAGUUUCUGAGAUAAAAUGGGAGACAUUCGAAGAUUUCAUUCAAGGGGAAAUGGUCUCAACUUCAAUUGCUAUAGUUUGGUACAAAGACCCACGAGAGAAGAUGAAGAACAUUAAGUAUGUGUUUCAGAGCAACAGUGAGGAUAUGUUUGAGCUACAUUCAGCUGGGAAAGUAACUGGUGAGAUACUUUUGGUUGGAAUAAAAAGGAGUAUGAUGGUCAUGAGAAUGAUAGUGAUGAUGGGUACGAGCCUGAAAGGGAAGAUGAUAGCGAUGAUGAUGCUGUGGAUAGACUAA
This is a messenger RNA of Thlaspi arvense, 405 nucleotides long. The record is from the annotation of a GenBank genome assembly. Lineage: Eukaryota; Viridiplantae; Streptophyta; Magnoliopsida; Brassicales; Brassicaceae.